UUCGGCCUAUUUUCUUCUCAAGCUCAACUUGUCUUCCUGUGGUGAAAGUAGAAAAUAAAAAUGGACAGCAACAUGUCCAAUAUUUGUAGCACGCGUGGGCAGCUCCAACAACACCCACAAGUUUACCUUCACGUCACUUCUACUGCGAUCAGGUGGCUCUUCAAAUAGAUCAACCCCGGAGAUCCAACAGCUCCGUGCCGGUCUGCGUGUGCGUGCGUGUCUGAGUGUGUGUGUUGGAGUUAGGUGAGGGGGAGCAUAGAGGCGUGGUCCUGUGCGCCACGCGUUGCUAAGCGCAAAUUUAGCAUAUAAGCGCAAAAUGAGCAGCAGUGCCGUGCAGCCUGCGGCACACUGAGCGACCUGAGGAAUUCAACAGGUACCUAAAGACAUUCGCGAGCUCCCUGUCUUCUAGCGUGGACGCACAGCCUGAAAUAGACCCAGCUGCCUGAGCGCAUUUGGUGUGAUGGAUGAAUUCAAAUGCGCUUCCCUUUGGCACAUUGUUAUACUCCAGUAAUCUCCGGAGAGUUCUACAUCUGGAAUAAUUAGCUACACCAGGAAGAUAUUUUGAACACCUUUGGAGAAUUUAGAGAUAAAAAUCCUUAAUAGCAACAGUAUUUUCUCCAUCAUGAAGAGGUCUCUUCCUUUAAUUGGCUGGGUUAGAGCAACAUGUUUGCUCCUGUGCUUGACCCAGUCUGCCCUGGCCAUGGUCCUUCCAAAUUCCACCCAGUUCGAGUCCAUUCUGGACAAAUACAGGAACAAAGAUGAAGAGUGGUGGAAGGCGAAAUCAAGAGGGAAGAGGGCAAUCAGUGAGGGAGACAUGCACCUCAUCCUGGACCUACACAACAAGCUGCGGGGUCAGGUGUACCCUCCUGCCUCCAACAUGGAGUACAUGGUAUGGGAUUAUGAGUUAGAGAGGAGUGCAGAGCACUGGGCCCAUUCCUGCCGAUGGGAGCAUGGACCGAGCCACAUGUUGACACAAAUAGGCCAAAAUCUUGGAACGCACUGGGGCAGGGACAGACCGCCAACCUACCAUGUCCAAGCUUGGUAUGAUGAGGUGCGGUAUUACAGCUAUCCAUACUCACAGGAAUGUAAUCCACAUUGUCCAUUCAGAUGUUCAGGACCUGUUUGUACACACUACACUCAGUUGGUGUGGGCAACUACUAAUCGUAUUGGCUGUGCCAUCAAUGUAUGUUACAACAUGAAUGUGUGGGGAAUGAUCUGGGCCAAAGCAGUCUAUCUCGUCUGCAACUACUCUCCACCGGGAAACUGGUGGGGUCAUGCUCCAUACAAAUAUGGAACUCCCUGUUCUGCCUGUCCAGCCAGCUAUGGUGGUGGCUGCAGGGACAACCUGUGCUAUAAUGGGGGUGUUGAAAGGCGUCCAGCCUCAGAGACUGAAGAGACCAACUACAUUGAACCUGAACCAGUUAGGGACAGAGAACCCCAAACAAGGACCCAGACGCCAAAUCCAUCAACCAGUGACAAAGUUGAGAGAAACCAAGUUGUCAGCACAGAGCAGAUGUCCCAACAGGUCGACUGUGAGACCAAGCUGAGAGAUCGCUGCAAGGGAACAACGUGCAACAGAUAUGAGUGUCCACCUGGAUGCUUUGACAGACCAGGAAAAGUAGUAGGGACUGCAUACUAUGACAUGCAAUCCAGUGUGUGUGGAGCUGGACUACACUCUGGAGUCAUUGAUAAUGAUGGAGGAUGGUUGGAUGUGACCCGACUGGGCAGAAAACAGCAAUUUAUGAAAUCAUACAAGAAUGGUAUCCAGUCUAUUGGGAAAAACAGAAGUGCAAAUUCCUUCAAAGUACAGUCAGUCCCAGUCAAGGCAGUAACAUGCGAUACCACGGUGGCGCUCUUCUGUCCUUUCAAGAAGCCUGCUCGACACUGUCCCAGGUUGUAUUGUCCCAGGAACUGUUUGUAUGACAGUCAAGCCCGAGUCACUGGGACAAAAUACUACUUAGAUAAAUCUAGCAUCUGCAGAGCAGCUAUUCAUGCAGGAGUGAUCCAGAAUGAAUCAGGCGGUUACCUUGACGUGAUGCCAGUGGACAAAAGGCAGCAGUAUAGUGGCAGUUACCAGAACGGCAUCACCUCUGAGAGUCUACUGAAUCCCACAGGAGGAAAAGCCUUCAGAGUUUUUGCAGUCAUCUGAA
Molecule: messenger RNA, 2150 nt
Organism: Melanotaenia boesemani (Boeseman's rainbowfish)
Lineage: Eukaryota; Metazoa; Chordata; Actinopteri; Atheriniformes; Melanotaeniidae
Product: cysteine-rich secretory protein LCCL domain-containing 1-like
Exons: 15
Coding region: 623-2149 (508 amino acids)
Cellular component (GO): extracellular region
Source: RefSeq, a predicted model, not a curated record